Molecule: messenger RNA, 4780 nt
Organism: Centropristis striata (black sea bass)
Lineage: Eukaryota; Metazoa; Chordata; Actinopteri; Perciformes; Serranidae
Product: NLR family CARD domain-containing protein 3-like
Exons: 12
Coding region: 87-3098 (1003 amino acids)
Molecular function (GO): protein binding
Source: RefSeq, a predicted model, not a curated record
UGAGAGACUAACAAUGAAAGUGAAAGUAAGAAGCUCUACUCCCAGACUCCAUUUUACACUGGACACACCACAAAGAGGGAGACAGGAUGAGUGAUUUAGAAGAAGAGGUGAAGAGUGACCGGAAUAAAGAUGAUCCUCCGUUCUUCAGUCAUGAACCUGGACCCUCAGACACAAAACGGAGAGCAGAGUCUCCAGUCUCUGGCUGUCUGUCUUUGAAGAGUGACCGGAGUAAAGAAUAUCCUCCAGACUUGAGUAAUGAACCUGGACCCUCAGACACAAAGUGUUGUUCCCACAGACAGAGAUCAAAGUCUCCAGUCUCCAGCUGUAUGUCUGUGAAGACUGACCGGAGUAAAGAAUAUCCUCCAGACUUGAGUAAUGAACCUGGACCCUCAGACACAAAAGAGAGGAAGAGGAGUCAUGUUGCUGAGGAGGAGCAGCCGUCCUGCUGUGCUUUGUGUCAGGACGUCCUGAAGGAUCCGGUCUCUACCAGCUGUGGACACUGGUUCUGCAGACGGUGCAUCACCUCAUACUGGGACCAGUCUGCUUCACCAGGAGACUCCUCCUGUCCCCAGUGUGGAGAAAGAUCCAGAACAAGAGCUGGACUGCAGUCAGCCAGUGAGACCAGCACUGUACAAGCAGCUGGUGGUCUGCAGGAAGUUUUAGAUGAACAUAAGAUCAGUCUGAAGAGAAGAUGUGAACAUGUGACUGAAGGAAGUGAUGGAACAGGAAGUGGAACCCUCCUCAACAGGAUCUACACUGAGCUCUACAUCACAGAGGGACAGAGUGAAGAGGUUAAUACCCAACAUGAGGUGAGGCAGCUGGAGACAGCUUCCAAGAAGAAGACCGUCCACGACGCUCCAAUCAGGUGCCAGGACAUCUUUAAAGCCUUACCUGACCAACAGGGACACAUCAGAGUCGUUCUGACGAACGGUGUUGCUGGCGUUGGAAAAACUUUCUUGGUGCAGAAGUUCAGUCUGGACUGGGCAGAGGGUUUGGAGAACCAAGAUGUCAGUGUGGUGGUUCCGCUUUCAUUCAGGGAGCUGAACUUGAUCAGAGAUGAGCAGUACAGUCUUCUGGAGCUGCUCCAUGUUUUCCAUCCAACAUUACAGAAGGUCCCAGCAGAGAAGCUCGCCGUCUGUAAACUUCUGUUCAUCUUUGACGGCCUCGAUGAAAGCAGACUUUCUCUGGAUUUCACCAACAUGGAGGUUGUGUCUGAUGUCACACAGAAGUCAUCAGUCAACAUGCUGCUGACAAACCUCAUCGAGGGGAAUCUGCUUCCCUCGGCUCUCGUCUGGAUAACUUCCCGACCCGCAGCAGCCAAUCAGAUCCCUCCUGCAUGUGUCGACAGGGUGACAGAAGUACGAGGCUUCACUGACGCCCAGAAGGAGGAGUACUUCAGGAGGAGGGUCAGUGAUGAAGAGCGCUCCAGCAGAAUCAUCUCACACAUCCAGACAUCCAGGAGCCUCCACAUCAUGUGUCUGAUCCCAGUCUUCUGCUGGAUCACUGCUACAGUUCUGGACCACAUGUUGACUACAGAGCAGAGAGGAGAGCUGCCCAAGACCCUGACUGACCUGUACUCACACUUCCUGCUGGUUCAGACAAAGAAGAAGAAGCAGAAGUAUGAUGAGGGACAUGAGACAAGUCCACAGAAGCUGAUGGAGGCUGACAGAGAAGUUCUUCUGAAGCUGGGGAGGCUGGCGUUUGAACAGCUGCAGGAAGGAAACAUCAUGUUCUACCAAGAAGACCUGGAGCGCUGUGGUCUCCAUGUCACAGAGGCCUUGGUGCACUCAGGAGUUUGUACAGAGAUCUUCAAAAGAGAGAGUGUGAUCUUCCAGAAAACAGUCUACUGCUUUGUUCAUCUGAGCGUUCAGGAGUUUCUGGCUGCAGUCUACCUGUUCCACUGUUACACCACCAGGAACACAGAGGUACUGAGGGCUUUCUUUGGGACGGACUGGGACAAUGACAGCAGUGAUGGCAUUUUUUCUUCAUUCCUCAAGAUGUUAAAAAACUUAUUCCUGGGGAAAUCCCUCAAAAGUGAAAAUGGCCCAUCUCUUGAUGUCUUCCUGAGGAGAGCCGUGGAGAAAUCCCUAGAAAGUAAAAAUGGCCACCUGGACCUGUUUGUCCGCUUCCUCCACGGCCUCUCUCUGGAGUCCAACCAGAGACUGUUAGGAGGCCUGCUGGGUCAGACAGACAACAGUCCAGGAAUCAUCCAGAGAGCCAUUAAUAACCUGAAGAAGAUGAACACUGAUGAUAUCUCUCCUGACAGAAGCAUCAACAUCUUCCGCUGUCUGAUGGAGAUGAACGACCUCUCAGUACAUCAGGAGAUCCAAGAGUUCCUGAAGUCAGAGAACAGAUCAGAGAAGAAACUCUCUGAGAUCCAGUGCUCAGCUCUGGCUGACAUGCUGCAGAUGUCAGAGGAGGUUCUGGAUGAGUUUGACCUGGAGAAGUUCAACACAUCAGACCAGGGACGACUGAGACUGAUUCCAGCUGUGAAGAACUGCAGAAAGGCUCAGCUUUCUCGCUGUGGACUCUCAACGACUCACUGUGAAGCUGUGGCCUCAGCUCUGAAGUCCAACCCCUCCCAUCUGAGAGAGCUGAACCUGAGUUACAACAACCUGAAGGAUUCAGGAGUGAAGCAACUGUGUGAUGGACUUCACAGUCCAAACUGUAAACUGGAGACACUGAGAUUGUUUAGCUGCAAUUUGUCAGAGACCAGCUUUGCUACUCUGGCCUCAGCUCUGAAGUCCAACCCCUCCAAUCUGAGACAGCUGCAACUGAGUAACAACGAGCUGCAGGAUUCAGGAGUGAAGCAGCUGUGUGAUUUUCUGGAGAAUCCACACUGCAGACUGGAGACUCUGGGAUUAAGUUCCUGCAGUUUGUCAGAGAUCAGCUGUGCUUCUCUGGCCUCAGCUCUGAAGUCCAACCCCUCCCAUCUGAGAGAGCUGGACCUGAGUAACAACAAUCUGCAGGAUUCAGGAGUGAAGCUGCUCUCUGAUCAUGUGAAGAAUCUGAAGUGUAGACUGGAGACUCUGAGGAUCAAUGACAGGUUGAUCAGAGCUGAGAAACCAAAACAAAGCUCCAUUAUCCUUCUCACCUGAACUCACAUCUGGAGCUUCAUACAGGAAAGGGAGCUGAAGCCAGUUCUGAUCGCUGCUCUCCGUGAGGUGGAUCCACGUCUUUCCAGAGAGCUGAAGUUGAGCUGAAGCAGAAGAGAAGAAACUGUGGUGAAGAAUGUCUAUAACAGCUGAGUGUUGCACAUUACUUGUCAUCAAUUAAAUGAGAAGUUUUUACAUUAAAACCUGACAGACGAAUGCUUCUGCUGUUAUUCACACAAGAAGCUUUUUUACAUGACUGUGGCUGAUGAAGUUGAGUUUCUUUGGCUCCCAAUCUGUUCUGUGCAUGUGCUGACUGCAAAAAGACAAUAUAGCAAUGGCUGAAAGACCGAACUCAAGUUUUUAUUUUGUUAUUGUGUUUCUCUUGUAUUAAAAUUGUCAUUUUAUUGACUUUUAACAUUUUCACAUUUUUCUUUGCAUUCAGUCUGAACACAGUUAAAGUUCCCACUCAGGAAGCUGUAUGGCACAUCAAGCAGGUCCAGUCAGACCAGUUCUUGUGUUUGAAGUUCCUGGCUGUUUUAGCUCACGCUCCAACAAUGGUUGUCAGUCUUCUACUGGGUUCAAACCAGUUGGGUCUGUAAUAUCUUCCUCAUAACCUUUUCAGUUUGUAAACUCAACAUUCCCUCCAUGAGUGUAAUGCGAUUGUGACCCCCAUGUACAUUAAUGUGCAGCUGUAACAUUAUUAAGAGCUCUCCUCAAGGGACAGGGGUUCAACUGAGAGCUGAAACAGGUAUUUAGUCUGGAUUCACACACUUUAAAGACGAUGUGUUGAUAAUCUCAGAUGAUGGAGAAGAGGAGGGGAAGAGGUUGUUCUUGGUUUCAGCCACUAGAUGGAGGCACUUCACUGAUGGACAGAGAAGAUGAAGCUGAGGCAGCUGGCAGAUGUAACAAUCAGAAAAAAACAGCUAAGAUGAAAUUGCAGCCUUUUUUGUGUUAAUAAUCAUUUUUUCUCAUAUUCUUAGUUUGUCCCAUCAAAACAAAGUGCUACAUGACAUAUUUUGUCUGUGUUACUCUACUGAGACAUUGUUCUGUUUAUUCUGACACCAAAGUACAUUUGUUUUGGAUUAUCCUCAUUUAAAGAAACAAAAAAAAUACAUUUUCAUACCUAUAUGUUCAAUGAGACAGUGCAGAAUAAAUGCUAACAAAUGACCAAAGGAGAAACAGAUGACUGCUGUAACCCUCUCAGCAUCACACAGAUCAGUGCUUCUCAAUUAGCUGCAAUAACAAUAAGCAGACUCAUAAAUGCUUUUCAUUUUACCUAAACACAAUAUUCAAUUUCAAGAAACUAGUAAAAAAGAAAACCAUGUUUAUUAAAUAUGUUACAGCACUACUGUUUCUUUCUUUUUUUUUGGACAUCACAGUCUUGUUUCAAGGUCCAAAUCUUUUUGUGUCAUGUGAAGUAAAAUAUGAUAUUCUUAUUGAAGAAGUAAAUAAAUAUACAACCAGUUAAAACCAGAUCACAGAUACAGGUCCUAAACUUGGUCCUAAAUAGUGAUUUACUACCUUGGGAUAUUGUAUGUUCAUUAAUUUUUGCUUUUUAUAAACAUUUCUAUACGUAUAUUAUGUCUUAUUUUUAUAUUCUUUAUUCUGUUUUUUAUAUCUUUGUGUCUGUAUCUUGAGCUGCUGUGACAACUCAAUUUCCCCACUGCAGGAUGAAUAAAGUCUUA